Molecule: messenger RNA, 5355 nt
Organism: Carlito syrichta (Philippine tarsier)
Lineage: Eukaryota; Metazoa; Chordata; Mammalia; Primates; Tarsiidae
Gene: LPIN1
Product: lipin 1
Exons: 22
Coding region: 41-2992 (983 amino acids)
Biological process (GO): cellular response to insulin stimulus; fatty acid catabolic process; triglyceride biosynthetic process
Cellular component (GO): mitochondrial outer membrane; nucleus
Molecular function (GO): transcription coactivator activity; phosphatidate phosphatase activity
Source: RefSeq, a predicted model, not a curated record
UGUGGGCGAGGAGGCAGCCAGCACCCUACAGCCCGGGACUAUGGGGGAGCAGGACCGAAUUUGCAGUUCCAGCUGGGAGUCCCCGCAGGGCAAGAGCUCCCUGGACUCGGCUUGGUCAUGGGCUCAGACCAUGAAUUACGUUGGGCAGUUAGCCGGCCAGGUGUUUGUCACCGUGAAGGAACUCUACAAGGGGUUGAACCCGGCCACACUGUCUGGAUGCAUCGACAUCAUCGUGGUUCGCCAGCCCAACGGGAAUCUUCAGUGCUCCCCUUUCCAUGUCCGCUUUGGGAAGAUGGGUGUUCUGCGCUCACGUGAGAAAGUGGUUGACAUAGAAAUCAAUGGGGAAUCUGUGGAUUUGCAUAUGAAAUUGGGAGAUAAUGGAGAAGCAUUUUUUGUUCAAGAAACUGAUAACGAUCAGGAAGUGAUCCCCAUGUACCUGGCUACAUCACCUAUCCUGUCAGAAGGAGCUUCGAGAAUGGAAUGCCAGCUGAAAAGGAACUCUGUCGAUAGAAUAAGAGGCCUGGACCCUAACACACCAGCUCAAGUUAUACCUCCCAUUGAGACCCCAUCCAGUAGUUCUUUAGUAAAGAAGAGAAGAAAAAGGAGGAGAAAGUCACAGCUGGAUAGCCUGAAAAGAGAUGACAACAUCAACACGUCUGAAGAUGAAGACAUGUUCCCCAUUGAGAUGAGCUCGGAUGAGGACACAGAGCUGCUGGACAGCAGUAGAACUCUUCCUAAUGAUAUACCUCCAUUCCAAGAUGAUAUUCCUAAGGAAAACCUUUCCCCAGUCUCGACCUACCCUCAGUCAGCUUCAUACCCUAAUUCAGAUAGAGAGUGGUCACCCAGUCCCAGUAGCCUGAUAGAUUGCAAAAGGACUCCCCCUCAUCUUGCAGUCGUGGCCAAGGGAGGUCUGUCUAGUUCUUGCCCUCCACAGUCUUCCCAGUUCCAUCCUUCGGACAGUCCUUCAGGUUCCCGACCUUCAACACCUAAGAGUGAUUCAGAAUUGGUCAGUAAGUCCACGGACAGGACAGCACAGAAGAAUAACCUUGAAAUGCUCUGGCUUUGGGGAGAAUUGCCACAAGCUGCUAAGUCAUCUUCUCCACACAAGAUGAAAGAUUCCAGCCCACUGAGCAGUAGAAAAAUUUGUGACAAAAGUCACUUUCAGGCCAUUCACAGCGAAUCUUCAGACACUUUCAGUGACCAAUCGCCCACCUUGGCUGGGGAGCCGCUUUUAGACCAGAACAAACCUCAGACAGAAAUGCAGUUCGUGAAUGAAGAAGACCUCGAGUCCUUGGGGGCAGCAGCACCGCUUCCACCUGUUGCCGAGGAGCUCAAACUCCGCUCUGCCAGUGUAGUCCAGACAGCCAGCAAAACGGAUUCUCCUUCCAGGAAAAAAGAUAAACGAAGCAGACAUCUUGGUGCUGACGGCGUCUACUUGGAUGACCUCACAGAUAUGGAUCCUGAAGUGGCAGCCCUGUAUUUUCCCAAAAACGGAGAUCCUUCUGGACUUGCCAAACACACCAGCGACAACGGAGCCCGGUCAGCCAACCAGUCCCCACAGUCCGUGGGUAGCUCCGGUAUUGACAGUGGUGUGGAGAGUACCUCGGAUGGCCUGAGAGACCUCCCUUCCAUUGCUAUCUCCCUCUGCGGGGGCCUCAGCGACAACAGGGAGAUAACAAAAGAUGUGUUUUUGGAACAAGCCGUGUCAUAUCAACAAUUUGUGGACAACCCUGCCAUUAUUGAUGACCCCAAUCUCGUGGUAAAGAUUGGGAAUAAAUAUUAUAAUUGGACAACAGCAGCACCUCUACUCCUGGCAAUGCAGGCCUUCCAGAAACCUUUGCCAAAGUCUUCAUGCUUAAGUUACCUUAAUGUAAUUUUGGACGCCAUUAGGUUUUGCUUCUCUAAAAUUUUUAAUCCACAAAUAGCCACUGUGGAAUCUAUCAUGAGGGAUAAGAUGCCCAAAAAGGGAGGAAGAUGGUGGUUUUCAUGGAGGGGAAGAAACACCACAAUCAAGGAGGAAAGUAAACCGGAGCAGUGCUUGCCUGGAAAGGGCCACAGUACCGGAGAGCAGCCGCCACAACUCAGUAUGGCCACCAGAAUAAAGCAUGAAUCAUCUUCCAGUGACGAGGAGCACACAGCUGCCAAGCCAUCAAAUGCGGGCCACCUCCCUCUUUUGUCUAAUAUCAGCUACAAAAAGACCCUCCGGCUCACUUCAGAGCAGCUGAAAAGCUUGAAGUUGAAGAACGGCCCCAACGACGUGGUUUUCAGCGUCACUACACAGUAUCAAGGCACCUGCCGCUGUGAAGGCACUAUCUACCUCUGGAACUGGGAUGAUAAAGUCAUCAUUUCUGAUAUUGAUGGAACAAUCACCAGAUCUGAUACUCUUGGCCACAUUUUGCCUACCCUUGGGAAGGAUUGGACCCACCAGGGCAUUGCUAAGCUGUAUCAUAAAGUGAGCCAGAAUGGAUAUAAGUUUCUCUACUGCUCUGCACGUGCCAUCGGGAUGGCGGACAUGACCCGGGGCUAUCUGCACUGGGUCAACGAGAGGGGCACAGUGCUGCCCCAGGGACCCCUGCUGCUGAGUCCCAGCAGCCUCUUCUCUGCCCUGCACAGAGAAGUGAUUGAAAAGAAACCAGAAAAGUUUAAAGUACAGUGUUUGACAGACAUCAAAAACCUGUUUUUCCCAAAUACAGAACCCUUUUAUGCUGCUUUUGGAAAUCGACCAGCUGAUGUAUAUUCAUACAAGCAAGUAGGAGUGUCCUUGAAUAGAAUAUUUACUGUCAACCCGAAAGGAGAACUAGUGCAGGAACAUGCAAAGACCAACAUCUCAUCGUAUGUGAGGCUCUGUGAAGUGGUUGACCAUGUUUUCCCAUUGCUGAAAAGAAGCCAUUCUUCAGACUUCCCCUGUUCGGAUACCUUCAGUAAUUUCACUUUUUGGAGAGAGCCACCACCACCUUUUGAAAACCAGGACGUUCACUCUGCCUCGGCAUAAGAUGUACCAAGCAACUUCUUGACGGCAGUGCAGAGCUGGGCGUCGCCAUUAAAGGAUCGGUUCUGGGAGCUGUGCAGCUGUGGCUAGGGAGCCUGAUGUGCGGUCAUUUGGUCAUUUGCUUAAGAGCAGAAUGAAUCGAGAAGGAUUUCUCCCUUGCCCUGUCCCAGGGAUGACAUUUCUGAGGGAAAUAGGAAGGGUAUGCUUUAUGGGCAAGGAAUUGGGUGCAUUUAUAGUGUGGAAAGCAUCCCUCGACUGUGGGGUUGUGGCUUAAUGCCAGUUACAAUGCUGCAUUCCUAGCCUGCUCCAGCAAUUACUUAUUGGUUCAUGUGUAAUGUGGGCUUAGGAUACCUAAGCAGAAGGUGGCUAUCCAAGGGCUGUCCCCGCUGAUGACAGUGUCAAUUGAGGAACGCCAGAAGUACAUGGUUUUUGGCAGAGUAGAGGGCACAUUUCCAUUAUAGCAAUGCUAGUGCCACCUUCUUCUGCACACAGUGGGGAGGGCUGAGAAGGAUCACAUGACCUGAAUCUGAGGUCUCUGAAGGGCAUCCAAACCUCACCAGUUCUAGGCCUUGGCUUUUUAGCCUUGGCAUUGUGGGUGUUCCCUUAUGGUAUUUGCUGAUGAGUCUCAUUUUUAGGUGAUAAGUUUUUCUUUAGUUCUUUUGGUUCAAAAUAGCCUAAAUAAUAUUUAAUUGGCAUAUCUUCUCCCAUUUCUUGUGGUUUAAGGCUGGAAUAUUCUGCCUUAAUGCAUCUGUGGCAGACAUUUUAUUUAGAUGCGCUGUAUCUCGUUCUCGGCAAUGCCUUAAAUUAAAAUUAUAAUGAAGAUUACUAAGGCAGUAUUUUUGAGUCCUUUCGACACUCUGCCAGCAUCCUUUCAUCCAGCAAGAUGGUGCUGAUGAUAUGGACUUAAAUGAGCUUACGCCAAAUGAUAAUGAUGUCGACUUUUAUUGGGAGCUGUCCAAAGAAACUGGUUGAUUUUAAGGAAAUAGUUUCAAGAAGUUAAAUUAUAUUCUUUGUAGUUAUUAUUUAUUGUUUUACUCUAAUUAGGUUACUGUUAUAAGCAUUUCGGCAUAUUCUUUCUAUACAGACGUCAUUAAUAUAUUAAAAAGACACAUAUAUUAGACUAUCUGAAGAGCCUUAUUCUGUAUAUCUUGUAGACAGACCUUCUUUAUUUUCCUUAGUUUUCCACUCAAAUUAAGAGCAAGUGAAAAAGUAAUAACUUGAGUGACAUUCUUUAAGCCAAUAGAAGGUGAUUCUUUUACUUGUUUAUUAAAUUGUCUUGUGAAGAGAACAGUUUGAAAAGUGAAAGAAUUAUUUUGGUAAAAUAUUUUGCUUUAAUUUUUGAAGUAUUAUUUUUUUAAAGAGUUUGAUCUCAAUGAUUGAAACACUGCUAUUUAAAUUCAUUGUUAGAGUCAUAGGCAAAAAAAAAAAAAAAAGGAACAGGUGAAUGAAAUUUUACUCUUUCUGUGAAAGAAAACCCACAGAGUUGUUGCCUUCGUUGUAGUUGGUGGGCUUUGCUCGCAGUGAGAGCCUUUGCUGAGUGGUUCCUGUGGAUAUGCAGAGAAAGGCAAAUGCACAUCUGUCCUUGACUGCAGACGUACAUAGAAACAUGGACAUGCAUGCUCAGAUUCCUUUUCAGAGCCAUUACGAAUAAUUGAAAAUAAUCCUGCCUUAACUCACUCCUCUGGACUUGUUCUCUUGAAUUGUUAGUGGCCACAUUGCCCUCUGCAGCACACUCUCAGGAUGAGACUUGAGGACAUGCAGUUUGUGACCCCUUCUUUGGUGUGUCUUAAACUUCCACAUCACUGCAUCCUGAAACAGACCAUGCCUUCCGGCAAAGUUGUACUCUCAGAUCUGUGUUAAGUUCAAGUUCAGCGUGAGCCCUGGCAAGGCUGUAAUAUAAACACCUGCCUUUUUUUUCUUCUGAAAAGGAGAUUUGUAUAUGGGCUGCACUCAUGCAUGUGCAGGUUGGUUUAUCUGUUUAUGUACACAACUGUGGCCCAGUGAUGCUAGAAUGUUGCAUUUGGACCAGGCAUUUCAAAAUUGCCCUCUGGAAAUAAAUGAAUCAUACCACAGUGACAAGUCAUCAAAUGUUCAUCACAUGUGAUGAAGACAAAUAUAUAUAUCUGGCAUCAAGAAAAAUCUGUAUCUGGUGUAUUGGAGAAACAUGAUUAUACCUUCAAAGAGAAUUCCCUUUUUGAUUUUAGGUUCAGAUCACCACUUUAAAUAUAUUCUAUUUAUAACAUUUGAUUUGCAUUUGUAUAUGCUAAUGCAAUGAUAAAAAUCACUGUAAUACUUUUUUGUGUUGCACUGGAGCAAAGCUAGAAAAUAUUGUAAUAAAUGAGACCAAUGAAAGACUUCUCUGAAAA